This is a messenger RNA of Trichoderma breve, 1119 nucleotides long. RefSeq lists its product as uncharacterized. The record is from RefSeq and is a predicted model, not a curated record. Lineage: Eukaryota; Fungi; Ascomycota; Sordariomycetes; Hypocreales; Hypocreaceae. The transcript has 4 exons. The coding region runs from base 1 to 1119 and encodes 372 amino acids.
AUGCUGCGGAUGCUCUGGACGGUCAUUGCUCCCGAACUUAUAAUGAUUGCGGCUUUUAAUGACCUGAUGAAGGCGCCUCACAGCUAUCUCGCAAAUAUGGGAGGCUUCGUCAUCCGAUACAAGCCGACAGAAGAACGAAAUCACCAUAACCCAUACCACCUUAAUGGCGAAUGCAUCUACCUACUUCGACAAAAAGGAUAUAUUACAAAACUGCCCAACAUAACGGAAGAAGAAAUAAAAGACAAGUCUAAAGGUGAUAUAUUUGUCAAAUUGAUUGCACUUGGCCAGAUUGUUUGGUCCACAAUUCAGAUCAUCGUACGGGCAGUUAGAAGGCUUCCUGUUUCGCCUCUCGAGGUAGCCGUUGUGGCAUUUGCCAUCUCUGCAGUCUUCAUAUAUUGUCUCUACUGGAACAAACCGCAGCGCGUUGGCGUUGCUCAAACAAUUCGGCUAAAAGACGUUUUAAUACCGAAGAGGGGAGCCAAAAUGGGACGAUUCAUGUUGAAUGAAGGAGCUGUAAUGGAAGAAGAAGAUAUAUCAGAAGAAGCCAUAUCAAGUGAAGCAGCCAUGGAAGUGGUCACAUCAGAAACGGGCAUACCGGAUGAAGGACCCCUACUAGAAGAAGAAGCGAUGCCGGCUGAAGUGUACAAGUUACUCAAAGACAAUGGAACUGACCGAGCUUUCAAGGAUGCAUCUCCGAUGUUCCUCGAGGCUUUGGGGAUUGACGUCGAACUAGAUACUCUACCUGUGUUUGGUGGAAUCCAUGUUGCGGCAUGGAACUUUGCUUUCCCAUCAGCAGUUGAGUUGACCUUGUGGAGAUGCACAAGCGUUUAUACGGCCGCAGCUCCGAUUUGCACGAUACUGCUCAUUAGCAUCUACAACGAGCUGAAUCUUAACGAUAUUUUCGGAGAGAGCUUGUCUACUAUCCUUUUCGUUGUCACUACCCUGUUUUAUGUUCUUGCUCGGCUUUUUAUUGUUGUUGAGAUGUUUCGGACGCUUUGUUUUCUACCCCCUGGGUCAUAUGUUUCUACUUGGACAUCUGGCAUCCCGCAUGUUGACGGCGGCGCAUCUCCGUCUGCGUCGUCACAGUGCGUCUCCAAAAUGGCUCUGCCGCCAAUCUGA